GAAAAAGAUUCUUCUCAGAACAGCCCACAAGAGAUACAGAGAGAAGACCUGGAAGAAACAAAUACAAAUGUAGUGUCCCAGAAAGCAUCUGUAUCACUUGAACCUUGUACACCAAAGAAAAAUCCUGUAAUUGCAGAAAAAUUGGAUGAAAAAGCAGGAGUCGUUUGCUCAACUGCAUUGAGUAAACCUUUACAAAUUCAAAAACUGCAACUUCAAAACAGAGAAGACUUUCAGGCAGACAGUGUCGCUCUUGAUAAUUCGGCUAAGCAGCACAUACAUCAGCCUAAUCCUGCUUUAAUGGCAACAGCAGUCCAGAGCAUGGAAGCUGCCAGCGUUCAUACUUCUGUAGAGGAUCCAGUAGGUUGUACGGCUACAGUCUUGCAAUUUACAGACCCCGACUACUUGAAUUCAUCUCUGAAACUGAAAAAUGCUUUACGUUCAAUUACUGACUAUGCAAUUGAAAAUCCUAACUCUCCUGUUGUAGGCUGCUCUGUUGAAGUACAGCCAACAAAUGAAAAUGCAGUUUUACUGAGUACAGUCACACAAACGAUUGAACAGUUCAGUGGAAGUGAAGAGUCUGUCAUUGCUAUUAUUGUGCCAGCCGAGAGUGCGGAAGAGCCUGAAAUAGUAAACAGUUCUUUCCUGCCUAUUAAGCAAGAGUAUCUUGACACAGAGGAGACAGAAACAGAUAAAUCUGUGUAUAUGAAUGCAUACGGUGGAAGUGAAGUAUUACAAACUGAGCAUUCAUACUGCAAACAAGACAUAGACAGAGAUCACCUUUGGCAAAAAAUUUCAAAGCUCCACUCUAAGAUAACUCUACUUGAAAUGCAGGAGAUAAAAACACUGGGGAGACUCAGGUCCUUGGAAGCUCUUAUUGGACAAUUGAAGCAAGAAAACUUGCUUUCUGAAGAAAAGCUGAAGGUUGUAGAAAACUGCUUUACAACACUUGAAGUGACUAUGAUACAGUAAAGACUUUCGAUGAUUGUUCUAAAAUAUCUUUUUAGCCUCUUUGACUGUCCUUUUGGACAAAUUAAUUUUUAGUGCAGUCAUGGUAUUUUAAACAUCUAAUGCAAAUUGUGUGAAUAGCAAAUAUUCUUUAAACUGUUACAUCAACCACUACCAAAGCUAGGUGGUAGAAUAUUGCUUAUAAAACAUGACUUGCAAGUAAGCU
This is a messenger RNA of Cariama cristata (Red-legged seriema), 1171 nucleotides long. RefSeq names its product THAP domain containing 5 (gene THAP5). Gene Ontology annotation, cellular component: nucleus. The annotation marks the transcript as partial. NCBI's taxonomy places the organism in Eukaryota, Metazoa, Chordata, Aves, Cariamiformes, Cariamidae. The record is from RefSeq and is a predicted model, not a curated record. The transcript has a single exon.